AUGGAGCUGAGCAGGAGGAAAGUGCCUCUGUAUGGCCAGGCGAAAGUUUUCGCAUUGCUGGAGGGUUUAGACUCGGUGCCGGAGGAUGCAGAGGUCUAUGUUGUUUUGGAGGGAUCCACACUGGUCCAUGUCGCCAGGGCCCAGAGUGAUGUCAUGCUCUGCUUUAUUGUGCCCGGCCAUAACCUGGCAGAGAUGGUCUCUGUCCAGGCCUACCUGUGCUCUGAAACCACACCUCUCACCUGGGUGGGCGGAGCUUCACUGGAGUAUGUCCAAGAUGAUGCUCAGGACCUGGCAGAGCACCUGGUGAUCCACGGACAUCAUCUGACCUCCACGGAUCACAAGGAGCUGAGCAGCCUCUUCAACCUGGGCCAGGAGAGCUCUCGCUGGGCUAUGGAUCGUCGCGUGGCGCUGGCCAUGGCCAACCUGAAUAUCCCCCAAAACUGGAAUGUACUGGGGAGCCACUGCGGAGACGAGCACAGUCGCAGGGAGUCUCCCCUCCACCUGGCUGUGCGAUGGGGUCUGCACCGGCUGGCGGAGCUGCUGCUUUGUCAGCCGGGGGGUCUGAUGGCCGUCAGGCUGCCAAAUGAAGAGGGAGUCACGCCGCUGCAGCUGGCACAGACAGCAGGCAACGCCGAGCUCCUGGAGCUGCUCACUCACCCACCAAACCCUCUGGCCACCCCUCCAGCAGGUCUGUCCCAGGUGUGGGCAGACCAGUCCCGCUUGUUGAGGUUCUGCCACGAUACGGGGAACCUGACUCUAACCGUCCGACAAAACCUGAGGUGGAGCUCGGAGGAAGGCCGGCACGCUGACAUCCUGCUUCUCAGAGACCGGCUCAGAGACGAGGACUUCCUCAGAGAGAUCAAAGCACUGAGGAGGGAACGUGUGGAGACCAUCUUAGAGAAGGAAGAACUGGUGGAUGAUCCUAUGGAGAACGCACUGUAUUCUGAUAUCAAUGGAAGAACCUCUGCUGUGGAAGAAAAUGACUAUGAGGAGCCGCUGAUGUUUUGCCUGAAUGAGGAGGACGAAGAGGACGAUCCGCUGCAGCCUGACUCUGAGAAAAGCCAGUCCAUAAGGGAGAGCCAGGCCUCGUCCCCGACUCUGGCUGCAGCUGCCAGGCUGUCGGCGAUGAUACAUGGCAAAGACCGCGUGUAUGCCAACACUAUGCUGGUGGACCAGGUGGAUGACGCUGACAUUAAAUACCGCUCUCCAGGGGAGGAGGAGGAGGUGAGCUCUGCGCCCCGUGUUGGCAGCCCACGCUGGGACUCCUUCUCCAUGACACCCCCUGAUUCAAGGAGCCGCUCCCAGAACCAGCACCCAUCCUCACCACGUACAGGCCCCGGCCCGCAGAGUCAGAGGGAGCCAUCCCCUCGCGUCUCUCCCCCCUCUCCCUUUGCUUCCUCCCCGUCUUUUCCUUCCUCCCCGCUGGCUUCCCCCUUCCGCUUGUUCGAGGGAGCACAGAGGCGUCUGGCGCAGCCGUGCCUGCCAGUUUCUCCUGCUUUGAAUCGCAGAGGAUGCAGCUUGACGGAGGCGAGCCGGGGCCUGAGUCCUAGUCUUGAGUGUGACAGUGGAGAAGAGGACCUACUGGGACAUUCGUACCCCUGCUCGUCUUCAAAGCAGCAGUCCAUCCUGCAGUCCAGCUCAGGAGAGGAGAGGGACUCUUUCGACACCUCACCAGACUUUAACAGCACACACUCUGACAGCACGCAACAGUCCACCAAGAACCCAGAGGAGGCCGAGGUUCGACUGCGCUCCUACUCCUACUCCUCCCCCAAGGCGAAGCAGUCACGGCCGCUGCUAAAUCGAGACGCAACCAUCGGUGACCUGGCAGAAGAUGGUGAAUUCAGCAGCAGCCGUUCUGUACUUCAAGCUUUAUCUCUCUCUAAAUCCCUCUCUCGUCUCAACCAAGUCAAGCAGAGAGCAUUCAGCUUGACUGAGACUCCCAGAGAAAAGAGGGUUUUGGGUUUCCGUAAGCGGGCCCAGUCAGCAGAGGAGGAGAGCAGCGCUUCGCUCCAACAUCUCACCCUCACAGAGUUCCUCAAAGAGAUCGAGGAUGAGGAGUGGGACAAAUACAUAAUCCCGUCUAAGGUCGAGUCGGAGAAGUACAAAGUCAGCCGGACCUUCAGCUUCCUCAAGAGCAGGAUGUCCAGCACUCGCAACAAAACCAAGGUGAAGGGGAAGGAGGUGAAGGAGGGAAAGGAGGGGAAGGACAAGUCAGGAGCCACUAAUGGACACCAGUUUGUUCCUGUGUCUCCAUCUGGCCCUGCUCUCUGUGUGGCCUGCGAUAAGUCUGUUUCUGGGAAAGAGCUGCUGCAGUGCUCCAACUGUUACCUGAAUGUCCAUAAAAACUGCAGAGAGGCUGUCGCAGCCUGUGGAAAGAAGCUGCAGGAGAGGAAUGCGGUGCUGAUGAAAAGCAAGACCUUGUCUCUCCCACAGAACUCUGUGAAAGACAGCUCCCCAGCCUCCAUGUUCUCCUCUUCCUCUUCACUUCCCACAAUGACCAGAGAGAAGAGAGAAACAGUCGCUCCGCUCCCCAAAAGCCUCUCCAUCUCUAUAGACAGCAGACGGCUGAGUGAUGCAGCAGGGGUGGACAGUGAGUGCAGUGUGACAGCUUGCACCAACAGCUCGUUGUCUGAUGAGGGAACACCGGUCACAGCGACUCCCCCGUCGGCCGAGCCGCCAAUCACCGUGCAGGAUACAGUUGACGCCUCUCUACUGAGCGACCUGUCAGCUGACCUGCUGGGACUUGAGGUGGAGUCGUGGAGUCUGGCGGUCAGUCUGGAGUUUUGCAGGCAGCACGACAGGGGCACCGUUAAACGACAGGAUGUUAUUUAUGAGCUGAUGCAGACAGAGCUGCACCACAUCCAAGCCCUGACGGUCAUGUCGGAGGUGUUCAGGAGAGGCAUGGUGGAGGAGCUACAGCUGGACUGGGACUGUGUGGCCCGGAUCUUCCCCUGCUUGGACCCCCUGCUGCUCUUUCACAGAAACCUGUUUGGAGCGCUGCAGGAGCGCCGACAGGCUGCAACCCAACCUGAGAACCCCCGAAAUUACCUCAUCCGUCAGAUCGGAGAUGUACUGCUUCAGCAGUUCUCAGAUGAAAAUGCUGAGAAGAUGAAGCAGGUGUACGGAGAAUUCUGCAGCCAUCACACAGAGGCAGUCAGUGUCUUCAAAGAGCUGCAGCAACAAAACAAAAAACUCCAAAACUUUGUCAAACAACAGAGCAAUAACUCUCUGGUCAGACGGAGAGAAGUGCCUGAAUUCAUCCUGCUGGUCACUCAACGCAUCACCAAGUACCCAGUGCUGCUGGAGAGGAUAUUACAGUACACUCAGGAGGGAAGCCAGGAACACACUGACCUGUCAAGUGCCCUGGCUCAGAUCCGCGACAUCAUCACCACAGUGGACUUGACUGUGAGUAAGUACGAGAAGUGUCAGGAGCUGCAGGAAGUGCUGGCUCGGCUGGAGAACAAAAGCUUCGCCAAGCUAAAGAACGGCAAGGUGUUUCGCAAACAGGACCUGCAUAGCAAACACAGGGAUCUGCAGCACAAGGGGCUGGUCUUCUGGAAGACUGCCACGGGACGUCUCAAAGACACCUUGGCCCUCCUGCUCACAGACGUUCUAGUUUUCCUACAAGAGAAAGACCAGCGCUUCAUAUUUGCCGCGGUGGACCAGAAACCUCCUGUAAUCCCUCUGCAGAAGCUCAUUGUUAGAGAAGUAGCCAAUGAGGAGAGAGGGAUGUUCCUUAUCUCCGCCUCCUCAGUGGGGCCGGAGAUGUAUGAAGUUCACACCACCACCCGAGAUGAGAGGAAUGCGUGGAUGAAGCACAUACGACAAGCUGUAGAGAGUUGUCCUGAGGAGGAGGAGGAGGAGGAGCGAAGUGCUGAGACAGAGGAGGCCAGGCGAGUGGCUGAAGUGAGGGUUCAGAAGAUCACCAAAUUCCAAGAGGCGUUGUUGGGUCAGGACCAGCGAAUCUGCAACAGCCUGGAGGAGAAGUUACAGCUUUAUGCCGAGCUCACGGAGUUAACCCUCCGCUCGCCAGAACCUGUGCCACAUCGCCACCUGCUGGUACAACCGGACGUCGACAGUGAGACACCACGACAGGCCUCCUCACUGCUCAAAGCUGCACUCAGAGAAGCAGAGAACCUGAUGACCAUUCUGCAGGCACGUGAUGGCCUUUCAGUUCAAAGUCAGAGUUCUCCGGUCCUCGGACCGGAGGGCUGCAACUACAACAGCCACGGCAGCAGCAUCCAGGAGUCUCCCACUGAACCGGAUUAUCUGAGCACACUCAGUAUGAGCUCCACCUCUCUUGGAUCAGACAGCGAGCUGACGGGGCUGGACGGCGUGCUUUGGAGCUCUGCUAUCGAGCUGCGAAGAGGAGACACCAAAGGGACGUUGUUAAAGGUGGCAGAGAGCGUCCAGAGUCUGACUCAGCUUCUCUAUAGUCUGCAGGCUGCUGUAACCCUGCAGGACAGCUGCCAUGAAGUCCAGAAGCUCCUUCUCCAGGAGGGAGAAAGACCUCAGCUCCGGACCCUCACUUCCAUCCAAAGCAGUCUGGAGCAGGAGAAGCAGAGGAGCAUGGAUAAGAAGAAAGAGGAAGUAGAAAAGAAGGGUUUAGAGAGGAAGAAAGAAGAGGUGGUUGAGGUGCAGAAGCUUCAUGUGAAGCUGAAACAGGAGCAGCAACGCUGGGACAAAGAGUGUUUGGCCAGAGAGAAACAACAGAGUGAGCAGGAGAGUGUGCUGGAGCAGCGGGAGCAGCAGUGCCUUCUGGAGGCCGAGCGUCUGCGCUGCGAGCGCGAGGAGCUGGAGGCUCAGCUGCUGGAGUAUCAUCAAAAUCUGGAUCGACUGAGGGAGGGCCAAAGGAGUGUGGAGAGGGAGAAGGAGAAGAUUGAAGCCCAGCAGAGGCUGCUGCAGAGCUGGAGACACAGCCGCCAGAGCAGCCUGCCUGUUACGAUACCACUGGAUGGAUACAAGGUGUCCAGCCAUAGCCGCUCAAGCAGCCUGGAUGGUAACUGCUCAGUGUACGAAAACGAAGCAGCUUUACUGGCUUCCCUGCAGCAGAACCACCUCCACCAGCCCGCCAACAACAACCAGCACCAGCGCCUGCUCUCUGCGCCGAGGAAGAACCACGACGGCCCUCUGCACAGCUCCGGCUACACCGCUAACCUCGGCCUCAGUGCCAGCCUCUACAACAGCCUGAACACCCUGCUGAGCCAGGCACACAGCAAACACCCUCCGGAUGGUCUCACAUACCCAAACUGCAGUAACAACCACGGCUGCCCCCGGCCUCUGACUGACUCCAUCCACCCCUUCAGCAGCAGGGUCACUGCACAGCCACAAAGGACCAACAACACAGACUUCAGCCCGCCGUUGGACAGGCGAUCCCUGGGUCCCUGGAGGUCAGAGGUCACAGGACUCUAUGAGGACGACUACUCCUCGUCCCCCUCUCUUACCCCCCUCCUUCCCCCGCAGGCUUACCUCUCACUCGAAGGACAGAACGGGGAGGAGGCCGGCGAGGAGAACAUUGUUUAUCUCUGAGAAUCAUCGGAGAGAAACGAGCAGUGCAGCCUGCUGCCUGACUUACAACUGGACUGACAGGAAUAUAUCUGUUGCUAAUAUGUGUUUUGUGUACGUGUGCGUUUGCACCCAUCUAAGUGCGAUGGAUUUAAAUUGACUUUUUAGAAAAAACCUGGCUGUUCAAAUAAGGGAAUAGUUGCACAGAGGAAGUAUACACAGAUACUGUAUGUGUGCCUUUAUCAGUGUACGUGGCGGCUGUUAAUCGCUCUCUUCCUGCGUGAUAAAACCACCGUGCCUUUUAGCGAACAAGUUCUUUGUAAAUCAGCUUUUAUACUUGUACCCCCCCCAUGUUUUUACUUCUACUGUAAUUCUGUUUAGUAUCUGUUGCACUUGUUUGAUGGCAGAGGUACCUUUGUGCCCCGAACACUGGGACCGAAAGUAAAUCAGGACAGAAGUGUUGCUGUUAUUUUCCUAUGAGCACUUACAAGUAAAUGGAAAUAUUUGAGAAGCCAAUUUAGCCCUUCCCCAAACUAUGUAUAGAGUGCGAUUACUUCUCCAUGUGAUCUUUAAGAAUAUUUAUAAGGGAUUGUGAGUAUCUAAAAAAACAUAGAAAUAUACUGACAUUAUUGUAUAAAUAUUAAAUAUAUGUAUAGUUUUAUGGAAAGGCUACCUAUGCACACUAUGUUGGAAGAGGAACUUAAAUUCUUAUUAUUUUUUUCUCACUUAAGUGCCAAAAAUCUUGCUAUCUGAUACUCCAAGUGAUUUCUGUACAGAAUGGCUGUAUGUUUUCUGUUCCUCCUUCUCUGAUAAUUUAUUGUGUGUAAAUUGCUUCAUGCACUGUCCACAUCAAUGAUAUUUGGUUUGAUAUGUGUUCUCUUGUAAUCUCUGUAAUCAGAACUGUGAUGUGCCAUGUUGA
Molecule: messenger RNA, 6424 nt
Organism: Chelmon rostratus (copperband butterflyfish)
Lineage: Eukaryota; Metazoa; Chordata; Actinopteri; Chaetodontiformes; Chaetodontidae
Product: rho guanine nucleotide exchange factor 28-like
Exons: 39
Coding region: 1-5529 (1842 amino acids)
Biological process (GO): regulation of Rho protein signal transduction
Molecular function (GO): guanyl-nucleotide exchange factor activity
Source: RefSeq, a predicted model, not a curated record